Molecule: messenger RNA, 975 nt
Organism: Botrytis byssoidea
Lineage: Eukaryota; Fungi; Ascomycota; Leotiomycetes; Helotiales; Sclerotiniaceae
Exons: 1
Coding region: 1-975 (324 amino acids)
Source: RefSeq, a predicted model, not a curated record
AUGUUCUCCAAGAUCUUCUCUCUCACCACUUUGGUGGCCGCGGCCUCCGCAUACACCGUCCUUACCCCAACUCUCAACUCCACCGUUGCAAAGGGUAAAUCCACCAGUGUGACCUGGUCCUCCGUCGAUACUGAUGCAUCCCAAUUCUCCAUCUACCUCGUCAACUUCAAAGACUGGCCUCCUACCGUCAUCUCCCUCGCUCAAAAUGUUCCACAAUCCGCGAAGAGCGUCGAUGUGACUAUUCCCUGUGACGUGAGCAGUGAUUAUGGAUGGCAACUCAACUUCAUCAACGGAACCAAUACCUAUGUCAUCUACGCCCAGUCCAAUGCCUUUUCUCUUACCGGAUCAUGCGUUGACCCCACUACCUCUUCCUCUGUUUCCGUCGCUACCACCACUGCGUACGCGACCAAGAACUCAACUGUUACCGCCUUCUCUACUGCCACCACAACCGCCAUCUCCAAAGUUAUCGAGACUGUAACCUUCACCAACCCCAUCGUCUGGUUCGUCCAACCUACUUCCAUCGGUUCCAUGUGCGCCCCACCAAAGACCGUAACAGUCUAUGCCGAUGGACCUGCCCCAACCGAUUGCAGCUCUGGCUCUGGUCCCUCGGGAUCUCCAUCAGGAGGUCAUGGCUCUGGCUCUGGCUCUGGCUCUGGCUCUGGCUCUGGCUCUGGCUCUGGCUCUGGCUCUGGCUCUGGCUCUGGCUCUGGCUCUGGCUCUGGCUCUGGCUCUGGCUCUGGCUCUGGCUCUGGCUCUGGUUCCGGUUCUGGUUCCGGCUCUGGUUCUCCAGGAACAUAUAGUAACUCCACUACCGGUACCAGCAAACCAAGCUAUAGCGUCCUUCCAUCGGGUACUGGUUCCGGACCAAAGAGCACAAGCACAGCUACCACACCUGUCUUCACUGGUGCAGCGACGUCUGUUCAAGCUGGUUCAAUGCUUGCUUUGAUUGCUGGUGCAGCAGUUCUUUUGUUGUAG